AUGCCAGACAGAAAUGAAAACACACAUUUGCUGAAAUCACAGCAGCAGCAGCAGCAGCAGCAGCAGCAGCAGCAGCAGCAGCAGCAGCAGCAGCAGCAGCAGCAGCAGCAGCAGCAGCAGCAGCAGCAGCAGCAGCAGCAGCAGCAGCAGCAGCAGCAGCAGCAGCAGCAGCAGCAGCAGCAGCAGCAGCAGCAGCAGGAACAGCAGCAGCAGCAGCAGCAGCAGCAGCAGCAGCAGCAGCAGCAGCAGCAGCAGCAGCAGCAGCAGCAGCAGCAGCAGCAGCAGCAGCAGCAGCAGCAGCAGCAGCAGCAGCAGCCAGCAGCAGCAGCAGCAGCAGCAGCAGCAGCAGCAGCAGCAGCAGCAGCAGCAGCAGCAGCAGCAGCAGCAGCAGCAGCAGCAGCAGCAGCAGCAGCAGCAGCAGCAGCAGCAGCAGCAGCAGCAGCAGCAGCAGCAGCAGCAGCAGCAGCAGCAGCAGCAGCAGCAGCAGCAGCAGCAGCAGCAGCAGCAGCAGCAGCAGCAGCAGCAGCAGCAGCAGGAGCAGCAGCAGCAGCAGCAGCAGGAACAGCAGGAGCAGCAGCAGGAGCAGCAGCAGCAACAGCAGCAGCAGCAGCAGCAGCAGCAGCAGCAGCAGCAGCAGCAGCAGCAGCAGCAGCAGCAGCAGCAGCAGCAGCAGCAGCAGCAGCAGCAGCAGCAGCAGCAGCAGCACAGCAGCAGCAGCAGCACAGCAGCAGCAGCAGCAGCAGCAGCAGCAGCACAGCAGCAGCAGCAGCAGCAGCAGCAGCAGCAGCAGGAGGAGGAGGAACAGCAGCAGCAGCAGCAGCAGCAGCAGCAGGAACAGCAGCAGCAGCAGCAGCAGCAGCAGCAGCAGCAGCAGCAGCAGCAGCAGCAGCAGCAGCAGCAGCAGCAGCAGCAGCAGCAGCAGCAGCAGCAGCAGCAGCAGCAGCAGCAGCAGCAGCAGCAGCAGCAGCAGCAGCAGCAGCAGCAGCAGCAGCAGCAGCAGCAGCAGCAGCAGCAGCAGCAGCAGCAGCAGCAGCAGCAGCAGCAGCAGCAGCAGCAGCAGCAGCAGCAGCAGCAGCAGGAACGGCAAGCAGCCGUUUGCAGCAUGGUGUGGCGGCAGCACGAACCCCACAAGAGCAGCAACAGAUGCUGGUGCUGCAGCAGGCGCAGACCCAGGCACAGGCGCAGGCACAGGCACAGCAGCUAGCAGCAGCAAGCUCCACGCUCACCACGUGUCUGCGCCGCCUGCACCUGCUGCGCCGCAGGGAAGACCAGCUGCUCCUCGACCUGCGCCUGCGCUCCGCCUCCUCCCCCCGGGUGAGCUCUGCGUUCCAUGCUGCCCCUCUGUUUGUCCCUAUGCUCGCGCCUCUACUCACUUUGCUCCGCUGCAGGGAAGACCAGCUGCUGCUCGACCUGUGCCUGCGCUCCGCCUCCUCUCCCCUGCUGGGAGGGGCGCCUCAUGCCGCUGCAACUCACACUGCCCCACCGGCAUAUGCUGCACCGACAGCACCAGCUGGCGGAGGCGCAGGAGUAGUAGGAGUAGUAGGAGGAGGAGGAGGGAGGAGGAGGAGGAGGAGGGAGGAGGAGGAGGUAGGAGGAGGAGGAGGAGGAGGAGGAGGAGGAGGAGGAGGAGGAGGAGGGAGGAGGAGGAGGGAGGAGGAGGAGGAGGAGGAGGGUCCCACUCCCAGUCUCUCUUAG
This is a messenger RNA of Closterium sp. NIES-65, 1695 nucleotides long. The record is from the annotation of a GenBank genome assembly. Lineage: Eukaryota; Viridiplantae; Streptophyta; Zygnematophyceae; Desmidiales; Closteriaceae.